Trypanosoma cruzi is the source of this 1683-nucleotide messenger RNA. RefSeq lists its product as uncharacterized. Lineage: Eukaryota; Euglenozoa; Kinetoplastea; Trypanosomatida; Trypanosomatidae. The transcript has a single exon. The coding region runs from base 1 to 1683 and encodes 560 amino acids. The record is from RefSeq and is a predicted model, not a curated record.
AUGCGUCGGUCGUCGCUCUUUUGGAAAUCAAAAACAUUGGCGCAGAUGUUUCGCAAGCUGAAGCUCGCGGGUGCCCAUCCGGAUGUCGUGUGGGCCGUUGACGCGCAGAAGGCACAACACAAUGGCGAGGAGAUGAUUCGCCUGGAGACAAUGAUGCACCGACGGAGUUCUGCACACAGCAACAGUCACGGGCCUCAGAGAAUCGCGGAAAGCUUUACAUUUUGGCUAACCGAGCAGCAGGAAGCCCAUCACGGUAGGCGAGCCACAGCGCUGCGGUCUGUAACGUGCACCAUCAACCCAGCCGCCCCAAACAAUACUGUGAAGCAGCAGCUGUCGCAGCUUUUUCGCGAUGCUGGCAUCUAUGAAGAUUUUGAUAUCGAUGGCACGGGAGUUGAGAUGAACCUCGAGUCGGUAUUGCGCCAUGCAGACGAGCGACAGAACGAGCACCUCCACCAGUCUGGUGUCUUGUAUAUCCGUGGAGACAAGGCAGUUGAAAUGCUGCGGCGUUUUGGCGUUCUUCUUAUCGUUGAAGAAAAUGGCAUCACGUACCUCGUAACGUUGCCGGAGAUGCGUCCUCAACCGCAACAGCAGGAGCCCCUGGACCGCUCCUCUUCCACUUACACGCCGGCAAAGAGUCUUGUCGGCCCCAAUGGGGAAAUUGACCCGGAUGUUCAGGAAUAUAUGCGUGAACGUGGCCUUCGCGCCUUUGAUUUGCGCAUGGCCGGGAGUCAUUCGUCAGUGGAACGCUUCGUCUCCGCCUUUGAGCGGCUUGAACGAAUGUAUGAUGUGCACCGCGGCCGAUCGAUGAGGCCGUGUGUGUGUAUUGUCUUCUCUCUCAAGUCCCCGGAUAACUAUGUGGCGGAGGACGGCUGCAUUGUUCUUUCCGUGCAACGCAUGCCAGCAUGGGAGGAGUUUCUCUUAACCCUCCCGCAGGAGGUGUGGCAGAAUUGUGUGCAGAUGCACCGUGACUGGCGCAUUGGAAACGCCCCAAAACUGCGGGCGCGCCAACGACAACUUAUGAAAGUCGCAGACAUGUUUCAUUUUUUUCGCCUGCAACUGGACUCUGGUAUCGGGUCACGGGUGGACUGGCAAGAGGCGUUUAUCCUCCGACUGAUGAAGGAAGAAAUGAUGAUACGCAAUACCGUGCGGAAGUAUAAUUUGAAGUCGGAGCUUUUGAAGAAGCGAGGAGAAAUUCACGUGGCAUUCACUCUACGUAGUGCGGUGGAUCCUACGAAGGAGAUUGGAUACCGCAUCGGUGGCGAUGGUCGUUUGUUCUUCAAUUUCAGCACGAUGACCACUGGGCAGAUGCUGCGCGUAUUAAAGGACAAUCUCCAUCGUCUUGAGGAAUUUCAAAAGCAGCACGACAACGCCGUGGCUACGCUUGAGCAUCUGAGCCGUAGUAUCCCUGUUGACUUCAGUGUUGACACCGAGUGGAAGUUACGGGAGGAGGGGAACCUUGUGAACUGCCUGCAGAGAUUUGUUCACACAAUAAAGGCAAACCAGGCACAGUUGACGGCCUUUUUGACGAUGCUUCUGAAGAACAGCACGAUGUUAGGUGUGCCGAAGAAGCGCAUGGUGUGGAUCAUAUCCGCACGGUUUGAUACGAUGCCGAGUGGAGUCGUGUUUGUGCCAUGGGACGUCGAUUUUGAGUCCAUUAAGAAAAACCUUCUGCCGAGGGGCUAA